AUGUCUUCGCAGAUACCAGGAAGAGUGACGAAACGUGCCAUCCGCUCUGCUCUCAGGGCAUACCCAGCGGUAUUGUCACCCGCAACAGACGCCUCGACAUCUUCUAUAAGAUCAACCUCACCCUCUUGUCCUCCGUUGUCACUGUCUCAGUCAGCUAGGACCCUUUCGACCUUGCAGUCAGCCAGCACACGCGCUCAGCAUCUCAAGAAAACCCAUCCAUCCCCCUCCAUAAACUACUGUCUACACGCCGCCGCCAUGUCUACCAUGCCUGCUACCCAUGGCCAUAACGAGGCCUGCUGUAAUAUCCCACCCGUCAUUACGUCGGGGUAUGUUCCCAAGGGUUCAUAUGAAGAGCUCGGAGGCCUGAAAACAUACGUCACCGGAGCUUCUGACGCGACCAAGGGUAUUGUCGCCGUGUUUGAUAUUUUUGGAUAUGUCGACCAGACCGUUCAGGGAGCCGACAUUCUCGGAGCCAGUAGCGGUAACAAAUACAAAGUGUUUAUGCCUGACUGGUUCAAGGGAAAUCCAUGUCCCACUGAGUGGUACCCUCCAGACACUGAGCAGAAGCAGAAAGAUCUUGGUGCCUGGUUUGGGAAUAAUGCUCCACAUGGAGUUGCUGACGCGCUGCCUGGCUACGUCGAGGCCCUCAAGGCUGCGAACCCAUCUAUCCAAUCUUGGGCUCUCAUCGGUUACUGCUGGGGAGGCAAGGUCACUGAACUUGUGACUUCUCGUGACUCUAAUCCAUUUUCCAUUGCUGCUGGUAUCCAUCCGGCAAUGGUAGACACCGCCGGUGCUGACAAAAUUCGAGUGCCGUAUAUGCUCCUUGCAUCCCAAGAAGAGCCAGCUGAUAUCAUCAAGGAUUUUGAGAGCAAAUUGAACGUUCCACACCAUAUUGAGACUUUUGGUGACCAGGUUCAUGGCUGGAUGGCGGCGCGUGCUGACCUUGCCGAUCCCAGGUCGAAGGAGGAGUAUAUUCGUGGCUACAAGACCGUUCUUCGCUUCUUCAACCAACAUUGGUGA
Messenger RNA from Trichophyton benhamiae CBS 112371, 1020 nucleotides. RefSeq lists its product as uncharacterized. Gene Ontology annotation, molecular function: hydrolase activity. The record is from RefSeq and is a predicted model, not a curated record. Bases 1 to 1020 code for a protein of 339 amino acids. NCBI's taxonomy places the organism in Eukaryota, Fungi, Ascomycota, Eurotiomycetes, Onygenales, Arthrodermataceae. The transcript has 4 exons.